ACCGAGCAGAGCUCUUUAAUCCUGCAGAGGAACUCCAUGAGGUGGGAUGGCAAGGUUUAUGAAGAGGUCCCGAUAGCUCACAUCAAAGCAACUUACAACAACACACACAUCCAGGUGGUGAGCUUUGACAACCAGCCGUUCUCCCGCACGUCCUGCGGCACAGAAGGCUUCCAGAACGCCAAGAAGGGCACAGCCAUCGCAGCACAGACUGCAGCCAUGGCAGCAGCAGUGAAAGCACGUGGGAAGGGUGUAUUGCACGUGCGAGUCAUGGUCAAAGGACUGGGACCUGGACGCAAAGCUGCCAUCAAGGGGCUGACAAUGGGAGGUUUGGAGAUCAUCUCCAUCACCGACAACAGCCCGGUCCCCCACAACGGCUGCCGCCCACGGAAACCCAGGAGAGUCUGAGGGGCAGGGCAAGGGACACACAGCUUUCAGUGUCAGUUCACCAGGGACUGACUUGAAUGUUGCUUCUGUGACUGAUUCUGGAAGGCCACCCUCCCUGGAAAUGCUUGUUGAGGGAAGCUUGGAGAGAACAUGCUGAGCCUUGAAAAUGCAGGAGGUAGAAGCUGCUGGUAAAAGCAGGAAUCCGUGUAUUCCCUUAGUGGGAAGCCUCUUGUCUACAAAGUUUGUUGAUUAAAAUGUUGCUUUUCUGACAGCCA
Messenger RNA from Zonotrichia albicollis (white-throated sparrow), 659 nucleotides. NCBI's taxonomy places the organism in Eukaryota, Metazoa, Chordata, Aves, Passeriformes, Passerellidae. The record is from RefSeq and is a predicted model, not a curated record.